Molecule: messenger RNA, 1287 nt
Organism: Cynara cardunculus var. scolymus (artichoke)
Lineage: Eukaryota; Viridiplantae; Streptophyta; Magnoliopsida; Asterales; Asteraceae
Product: alkaline ceramidase
Exons: 3
Coding region: 216-983 (255 amino acids)
Biological process (GO): defense response to other organism; autophagy; response to salt stress
Cellular component (GO): membrane
Molecular function (GO): hydrolase activity, acting on carbon-nitrogen (but not peptide) bonds, in linear amides
Source: RefSeq, a predicted model, not a curated record
ACCGUGAAUUCCCCAUAAGCGUGGUCCUUUCUUGUCGCCGUUAUCCCUCAUUCCGAUCGAAUUCCUUCUCACUCAGAUACAGACUUUGAGACCCAAGAACCAGCGAUCUAAUGCUAUAACAGGUAUAUCAGUUGAUGGCUCUGAUAGUGGAAGCAAUGCUUUAAAAGUUAUGAUAUAGUUGCAACAUAUUGCUUGGUGAGAAUAUAUACAUUUAUAUGGCAGAUGGUAUGUCAAGCUUUUGGGGCCCGGUCACAUCUUCACAUGAAUGGUGUGAGAAGAAUUAUGUAUUUUCUUCCUACGUUGCGGAAUUUUACAAUACCAUCUCAAACGUCCCAUGCAUUCUUUUGGCACUCAUUGGCCUUCUAAGUUCAUUGCUACAACGGUUUGAGAAGAGAUUUAGUGUCCUACACUUGUCAAAUAUGGCACUUGCUAUUGGAAGCAUGAUGUAUCAUGCGACACUACAACAUGUGCAACAGCAAAGUGAUGAAACUCCGAUGGUAUGGGAAAUGCUCCUCUAUAUCUAUAUCCUUUAUUCACCAGAUUGGCAUUACCGUAGCACCAUGCCCACAUUUCUCUUCCUCUACGGCGUCUCUUUUGCCGUUCUCCAUUCCGUCAUCCGUUUCGAUAUCGGCUUCAAGGUUCAUUAUGUGAUGCUGUGUCUGUUAUGCAUUCCGCGGGUUUACAAAUAUUACAUAUACACACAAGAUAUGUCCGCUAAAAGGCUCGCAAAAUUCUAUCUCGCUACCCUUUUCAUCGGUAGUUUAUGUUGGUUAGGUGAUCGGUUUUGCUGCACCCAGAUAUCCCGUUGGCCGGUCAACCCGCAAGGUCAUGCAUUGUGGCAUGUUUUCAUGGGCUUCAAUUCCUAUUUCGCAAACACGUUCUUGAUGUUUUGCCGUGCCCAACAAAGAGAAUGGAGCCCGAAAGUCGUUCAUUUUAUGGGAAUUCUUCCGUAUGUGAGGAUCGAGAAACCAAAGACACAGUAAGAUGACGGUGGUCUUUGUUUCGGGAUUCGGAGGUAGAUACGGGUUUUUUGGACCGACAACGAUAGCAGGUAACAUCUCAUAUUUUCUUUGAUUGAUUUGGUUUAUCUUUAAUAUGGUUUUUGGAAGUAUGAUUUGACAAGAAAGAUUAGGUUUUUGUGAACUCUUUCUAGUUUGUGAAAGUAGAAUGUUUGUGUACCAUAAAUACCUUCUAAUGCUUUUGUUAAGGUUUUAUGACACAAUUGAAAGGAUUGUACUUCUUAUAAAACUUGUAGCUUCCUUUUGCAACAAACUUAACUUUUUAACA